AUGGGUAGAAGAUUCAACAAGAAGAACGCCCAGACGUUCUCCAUUGUUCACAGAGCUCACGACGAUGCUCUCUUCUACGAUAACGAAGCAUCUGGUCAUGUAUUGGUGCCGCUUAAAGGUGGAAACCAGAAGAAGUCAUCGGCUGCAGAUGCAGUGAUCACUCUGUCCAAGAAAAAGGUUUUCAGUACUUCAGAACUUGAGAAGCAACUUGAUCAGGACGAAAUCAACAAGAUUCGUGGAAACGAAGGUUUAGCUGCUCAGUUUGGGAUUUAUUUCGAUGAUUCCAAGUAUGACUAUAUGCAGCAUUUAAAGCCAAUUGGCGAUGACCAUGAAGGUGUGUUCAUAUCAAAGGACAGCAGCAAGCAAGAGAGAGAAAAACCCAAAAAUAAGGAUAUUGGGGGUCUCUUUGGCGACCAGGUACCCUCUGAAAAGAAAAGAAACGUUGCCUUUGACGAAGGGCAGAACAUCCCUGCUGAGUUAAAGGGAUUUAACCCCGACAUGGAUCCCAGGUUGAGGGAAGUGUUGGAAGCCUUGGAAGACGAAGAGUACCUUGAAAGAAGGAAGGGUGAAGCUGACCGUGAAAUUGAAGGAUAUGAAGACGAUGACGAUGAUUUAUUUGCAGAUUUAUUGGGGUCAGGUGAAGUGGAGAACGAAGACGAUUUCUACUACGGUUCAGAUGCUGACCAGUACUACGAUGACGACUAUGAUGAAGAGUAUGACGAAUGGGAUCUUGACAACUACAAAGACGAGUAUGAUGCUAAGUAUAAUUCAGACAACCAAGAAGAAGAGAAGCAGGUACCGGUGGAAAGAGAUGUAGGACUUUUAUACAAUGCAGGAGAAGCUCCAGAGGAAGCUGAGGGGGAUGCAGCCCCAGUAUCGUUCAUCAGUAGCAACUGGGAGCAGGAUUUCCAUAAAUUUAAGGCUGAAAACAAAAAGAAAGAGAACGACUGGGACUCGGAUAACGAUUUCGACGAUGAAGAAGAAGAGGACCAAUUUGAUGUAGUAGGAGAUCUUCCAUCCAUAGCGCAAUCCCUGAAGAAGGGGAAAUCUAAGAACAAGCUUAGAAAGAAGAAGGGCGCAAUGUCAGACACUUCGGAGUUUUCCAUGUCGUCGUCAGCUCUUUUCCGCACAGAUGGGUUGACGCUCUUGGAUGACAGGUACGAGCAGCUUGCUAAGAAGUUUGAAGAUGAAGAUGAAGAGGAAGAGGAGUAUCAAGAGUUUGAUAUGGCACUGGAAAGGCAAGACUUGGAGGGCAUGUUGGACGAUUUUUUGGACAACUAUGAAAUGGAAAAGGGAGGAAGAAAAUUGGUGAAGAAGAACGAGACUAGGCACAGAAUUCAAGAGGCUGCAGACUCCGUGUCGAAGGGAAAGGUUGCUGCUAAGAGAAAGAAGGAGAAGGAGAUGAAAGGUUUGGGAAGUUCGUUCGGCGGUUUGACUUUAUAG
Messenger RNA from Dujonia railenensis, 1443 nucleotides. The record is from the annotation of a GenBank genome assembly. Lineage: Eukaryota; Fungi; Ascomycota; Pichiomycetes; Serinales; Debaryomycetaceae.